Molecule: messenger RNA, 1985 nt
Organism: Apis mellifera (honey bee)
Lineage: Eukaryota; Metazoa; Arthropoda; Insecta; Hymenoptera; Apidae
Gene: NUCB1
Product: nucleobindin-2
Exons: 11
Coding region: 110-1714 (534 amino acids)
Cellular component (GO): endoplasmic reticulum-Golgi intermediate compartment; extracellular exosome
Molecular function (GO): calcium ion binding
Source: RefSeq, a predicted model, not a curated record
UUUGUCUAUGGUAAUAUUAUUUUAUAUGUAUAUGAAUACUACAUAUCAGAUGUCUUCAGAUAGUUAGAGAAAUAUCGUGAAAUUAUCAAUAUUAUUCACUAAACGAAACAUGCAAUAUUUCUUAUUAUUUCUUCUAAUAAGUGUGACAAUCCAUUGGUCAAUUGCACCACCUGUUAAUCAAAAAAAAGAUAAGGAUCAUGAUAAAAAUGAUGAAGUUGAAGAUGUGGAAGAAGUGGUAGAUAUGGAGUACCGUAGGUACCUAAUGGAAGUUGUUCAAGCAUUAGAAAGUGAUCCUGAAUUUCAAGCAAAAUUAGAAAAUGCAUUGGAUUCAGAUAUACGUACAGGGAAAAUAGCUGAAGAACUACAAUUUGUAAAUCGUAAUGUUAGAACAAGAUUGGAUGAAAUAAAAAGAGAAGAAUUAGAAAGAUUAAGACAUCUUGCAACCAAAGAAAAUGAAUUGAAGAAUGGUUUAGAUGUUGACCAUUUAAAAAUACCUGAACAUUUAGAUCAUACUAAUACACGUACAUUUGAAAUUCAAGAUCUAAAGAAAUUAAUUGCUAAGACUACUAAAGAUUUAGCAAAAGCUGAUAGAAAGAGACGAGAGGAAUUUAAACGGCAUGAAAUGGAAAAACAGUAUAAAGAAAAAGAAAAAUUAAAACAAAUGAAUGAUGCAGAGAAAAAGAAGUAUGAAGAAGAAUUGCAAACAAUGAAAGAAAAGCAAAAAAAACAUGAACCUGUACAUCAUCCAGGAAGUAAACAACAAUUAGAGGAAGUAUGGGAAAAACAAGAUCAUAUGGAAAAUGAAGAAUUUAAUCCUAGAACAUUUUUUUUCUUCCAUGAUGUUGAUGGUAAUGGAGUAUGGGAUCAAGAUGAAGUUAAAGCUUUAUUUUUGAAAGAAUUGGAUAAACUUUAUGCUCAAGGAGCACCACAAGAUGAUUUUUUAAAACGAGCUGAAGAAAUGGAAAGAAUGAGAGAACAUGUAUUCAAUGAAGCUGAUCUCAAUAAAGAUGGUCUUAUUAGUUAUGAAGAAUUCUUGGAACAAACAAAAAAACCAGAUUUUCAACAAGAUGAAGGAUGGUUAGGAUUAGAUGAACAACAAAUUUAUACUCAGGAAGAAUUUGAAGCUUUUGAAAGACACAAGCAAGAAGAGAUGCAAAAAAUGAUUGCUAAAGGAAUGCUACCACCACACCCAGGUAGUAUACCGGCACAAUCCGAGCCGUUUCCAUCACAAUAUGGACAUGCACCAGUUGCACCUGGAUUAAUUCCACCUCAAGUAGAUUCAAAUCAAAAUAUUCUACAUCAGCAACAAUUUCAAAAUCCACAAUAUCAGCAACAGCCACAAAUUGUAAAUCCUCAAAUUCAUGAUCAAAUUCAACAACAACAACAGUUUCAAAGACAAAUACCGAAUCAACAAUAUCAAUAUGUGCAACUACCUCAAGAACAAAAUCCUGUUCAACAGUUACAUUCUGCACCUAUACCAAAUCAACAAAAUCAAGGACAAGUUUUGGUUCAACCUCACCAAUCUUUAGGUCAACAAGUACAAAUUCCAAUUCAACAGAAUGAACAUCCAAAUUUGCAACAACAGCAAAUAAAUCAAAUACCACAAAAUAUUAACGUGCCACAGCAAAAUAAUCAAAAUCAGCCGAAUUUGCAAUCUACACAGAUUCCUACACAACAAGAAAUUAAUAAAGUACCAACUGAUCAGAAAGUAUAAUUUUAUUUCUAAUAACAGGUAAUAUUUUUAAAUCAUAUAAUAUGACAAAAAAUUAGUCAAGAUAUGACAAGAAAGACGAAGCAUUUAAAAAAAAAAAGUUCAAAUUUUUUUUAUCAUUUUAUAUUUUUCCAUAUCUUUCUUCGUUUUCGUUUUUCUCAUUAAUUCUAGCAUCUGUAUGUAUACAGAACGCUAAUCCUACGUUUCAUGAAAGAUUGAAUUAUUAAUUUUUCGCAUUUAUCAUAAAAUAUAAAUAAAAAUAUUUGAAAGAAAC